AUGGUGAAGGUGAUGCAGAAACUAAUAGUGCAUGUGUUGGAUUGGGGUCAUAAGAGUCAUCUGAUGAUGAAGAUUAUUUUUCAACUGGGGCUAGUUAAUCAGAUGAUGACCUGUCUGAUGAUCUUCUUUCUAAUAAUGAUGAAUAUGUUCAGACAAGAAAAGAACUUAAAGGAGUUUAAAAAGAAAGUUCAAGAUUGUGAUGAUGAUGCAGGCUAUACACAUCCAAUGGCUACAACUGAGAUGGACUUCGAAGAGGAUGAAUUAACCCAAGGGGAAGGCCUAGAAAGCAUAUUGCACCCCAAACUGAGGUUCAACCACCCCAAACUGAGGUUCAACCAAAUAUGGUGA
This is a messenger RNA of Striga asiatica, 348 nucleotides long. NCBI's taxonomy places the organism in Eukaryota, Viridiplantae, Streptophyta, Magnoliopsida, Lamiales, Orobanchaceae. The record is from the annotation of a GenBank genome assembly.